This is a messenger RNA of Paramisgurnus dabryanus, 3768 nucleotides long. It is a transcript of the gene vmn2r1, whose product is annotated as vomeronasal 2, receptor 1. Gene Ontology annotation, molecular function: olfactory receptor activity; G protein-coupled receptor activity. NCBI's taxonomy places the organism in Eukaryota, Metazoa, Chordata, Actinopteri, Cypriniformes, Cobitidae. The record is from RefSeq and is a predicted model, not a curated record. Gene Ontology annotation, biological process: G protein-coupled receptor signaling pathway. Gene Ontology annotation, cellular component: plasma membrane.
UCUUCCUACACUAAAAUGGAUUUAGCAGGACUGAAUUCAAGAGAACGCUUGUUUUUAGUUGUAUGUGUUAUUUCUUGCCUAUGCGUGUCAACGGAUGCCGAGGCAAGCUGCAAACUCAAGGCCAAAUUUAAUCUGAGUGGAUAUAAGGAUGUGGAAAAGAAGACAGUGGUUGUUGGUGGUAUGUUCCCCGUUCACCAACGCCUGGCUUCAACUGACAGCAACACCACAAACGCUCCAGAUUCUUCUGGAUGUGAGGGCUUUAAUUUCCGUACUUUCCGCUGGGCUCAGACCAUGCUGUUUGCCAUUAAAGAGAUCAACGACAGGGUAGACAUAUUACCCAAAACUGAUCUGGGAUAUGUCAUCUAUGAUUCCUGUUUCACCAUUUCCAAAGCUGUAGAAGGAACCCUCACCUUCUUGACGGGACAAGAUGAGGCUGUACCCAAUUAUCGCUGUGGGAAUGGGCCGCCCCUCUCUGCUUUGGUCGGUGCUGGAGGAUCUGAUCUGUCAAUUGCCACAGCUAGGAUCCUGGGACUCUACUAUUUCCCACAAAUGAGUUACGCAUCUUCAUGCUCAGUUUUAGAAAGCAGAUUUCAGUACCCCACUUUUCUCCGCACCAUCCCCAGCGACGAGCAUCAGUCUGUGGCCAUGGCGCGACUGGUGCUUCAUUUUGGCUGGACCUGGGUGGGUACCAUCGCCGCUGACGACGAUUACGGCAAAUAUGGCAUCAAGAGGUUCAAGGAGGUCGUAGAGGAAGCAGGGGUCUGCAUAUCCUUCUCUGAAACCCUCCCCAAAGUCAGCAACCCAGAGGCCAUCCAGCGCAUUGUGCAGACAGUGCUGGACUCCACGGCUAAGAUCAUUGUGGUGUUUUCGUCUGAUGUGGAUCUGAGCCCCCUCGUGAACGAACUGCUUUUGAACAAUGUCACCAAUCGCACUUGGAUUGCGAGCGAGGCCUGGGUGACAUCUGCUGCCGUCUCACGUCAACCAAAUAUUCUGCCUCUUCUGGGAGGUACAAUAGGGUUUGCGGUCAGGAGGGCAACAGAAAUACCCGGUCUGGAAGAGCACCUGUUGGGAAUCGAUCCCUAUCAGGACCCUUUGACCGAAGAGUUUUGGGAGAAAGCCUUUAACUGUACUCUAAGUUAUCAAACGGCUGUUCAGGGUUCUAGUUUGGCACCAACAAGCCUCUGCAAUGGAAAUGAGAUGUUAGGCAAGUUAAAUAAUACAUUUACAGAUGUGUCACAGUUGAGGCUAACGUACAACGUGUAUAAGGCUGUAUAUGCUGUGGCACAUGCCCUGCAUAACCUAGAGCACUGUAUGCCGGGGAAAGGUCCUUUUGAUGGCGGCAGCUGUGCUGACAUUAACAGUUUUGAACCUUGGCAACUGAUGUACUAUCUGAAAAAUCUCAGAUUCAAAGUUCCUCACACUGGAGAGGAGAUAUACUUCAAUAAUGGCGAAGUGAAUGGGUUUUAUGAAAUCUUAAAUUGGCAGAGUGAUUCGGAGGGUGAAGUUUUGUAUAACCCCAUUGGUUACUAUAACAGCACACUGGCCCUCGAUGAAAGGCUCACGAUUGACAACACAUCUAUCAUAUGGAACAAUGACAUUCUGGAGCCACCACGCUCUGUGUGCAGUGAGAGGUGCCAGCCGGGAACCAGGAUGGGUAUUCGUCAGGGAGAACCUAUUUGCUGUUUUGACUGCAUUCCCUGUGCAGAUGGCGAGAUCUCUAACACAACAGAUGCAAGGGGUUGUAUCCAAUGCGAUGAAGACUACUGGUCCAAUGCUAAUCAUGAUGAGUGCGUGCCAAAGACCAUUGAGUUCUUAGACUUUUCCGAAGCUCUUGGGAUCACACUAAUCGCCAUCUCUGCUUUCGGUGCUCUUGCGACUAUCGUAGUCGCGAUCAUCUUCUUGAUGCACCUUAACACUCCUCUGGUGCAGGUGAAUGACCCUCUGCUUAGCUUCAGCCUGCUGUUCGGUUUGGUGAUCACCUUCCUCUGCUCUAUUGUGUUCCUGGGAAGGCCUCAGAUGUGGUCUUGCAUGACCAGCCAGGUGGCACUUGCUGUCGGCUUUGCUUUGGUCCUGUCUUCACUCAUGGGCAAAUCUGCUCUUCUCAUGCUGAGAGCCAGAGCAGUUAAAGCCGUCAAAGCUGCCGCCAAAGCAGCCAAGGCAGCAGCUGCAGCUUCCGAGCAGAGUCCCGACACUGCCGUCAUUGCCCCGGCUGUGCCGCAGAAGAAUGACGUUGACCCCAUACAUCCCAGGCACCAGAGGGCGAUAAUGUUGGUGUGCACCCUGAUUCAAGCGGUGGCCUGCACUGUGUGGCUGAUCUUGAUUCCACCCCACCCGGUGAAGAACACGGCCGCCCAGAACAUCAAGAUCAUCCUGGAAUGUGACCCUGGAAACAUCAUCUUCAUCUGCUCCAUCUUUGCUUAUGACAUUCUUUUGGCCGUGAUCACUUUUGCCUUUGCUUUCGUGUCACGCAAGUUGGAAGACCACUUCAGUGAGGGCAAGUGUGUCACUUUUGGCAUGAUGGUCUUUUUUAUCGUUUGGAUCUCAUUUGUGCCAGCCUACCUGAGUACACGGGGGAAGUUCAUGGUGGCCGUGCAAAUCUUUGCCAUUUUGGCAUCCAGCUUCGGCCUGCUGGCUUGUAUUUUUAUCCCGAAGGUUUAUGUGUUGCUUAUCAAGCCUGAUAGAAACACAGAGGAGAUGAUGAUUCCCAGACCAAUAUCUCGCAAUAAACCUGCCACUGGAAGCGCUGCAUCGAUUGCCAGCAUUUCUAAUGGCAAUGGAACCACAGUGUCUACUGUGUCUCUGGACUGAAAACAGGCCCUGAAAACAUCCAUCUGCUAUAAUACAUGAUGAAUGUACAAUUGGACUUCAUAUUUUCAGAAUACUCAACAAAAAAUUUAAUCAGAUCUAAGACAGAAUAGAAAUACCAAAACGGGUCCUUUGAAGAGGUCUUUUCAUACAUUAUUGAUACAUUUCUUUUAUUUUUUUUUACUAUAAUGUAACAUAUUUUUUUACCCACAAAUUGUACACUGUAAAAUCUUUUUGCACUUACAUUUUUAAGUAUAUUCAACUUGGAUUUUUAAGUCAUUUUAACUUAGAUUUUUUAUCUUUACUAGUAAUGAGGUGCUGUAACUUAUAAAAUAAAGUUGAAACAAAUAAAGCGAGUUAAUUUUUAUUUAAGUUAAGUCCAAGAUAAUUAUACUGAAAAAUGUAAGUGCAAAAAAAAAUUGUUUGCUUUUAUGUUGAUUUUGUUUUCAACUGCCCCAUGCUUUAAUAAGUCUUUUUGCAAAGUUUGAUCAAGGAAAUUAUUAAGGAAAAUUGGAUUCCUCAUAAUAAUGUGAAAGUGUACUUAGGGAUGUUUUUAUAACAAAUAUAGCUGUUCAAAUUACAAGUAACCUGCACUCAGUAAAAAUGUUCAGUGGCAAUCUUUAGUCUUGGAAAUGUCUUGGAGAGGUGAACAUAAUGCGGGAGCCAGCAGGUGGGAGCAAUAAAACUUUUUUAGUCAAACUAGAAAUAUUCUCAGUUGUGGCGACACACAACAGAUAAAAUAUAAAUAAUUUGUUGCUAUUUGCUGAAUAAAAGAUUUACUCUUAAUAGUUUUGCUAAUAAUACAAUGAAGUAUAUUUUUAUGAAAUUUCUUAAACUAUGCUGUUGACUUUAUUUCUGAAUUUAAAAAUGAUAAUUUUUUCAAAUAAUUGUAAAUUUAGUAGUAGUAGUAAUUACUGGUUGUGUUUGGGAUCAUUUUGCUUCAAAUGCUGUUUAGAGCUACAG